AAUGCACUACUCUGAAUAAAACUCUAUAGAAAAUGAUAAUAGAAUAAAAUAACUAUAGAAAAAGAGAGAAGCAAUUUAAAAAUAAACAGAAAUGAGAAGAAAAGAGAUUGAACAAUAUUCUGAUUUAGAUUAUGAGUAUCAAUUUCAAAUAAUUGUGUUAGAAAAAUCUAGAAAGAAAAUGAGAUACUCAUUUAGGAUAAAUAUAAUGUAGAAUAGAGAGCAGCUAAAUUAUAAGAAGUUUAUAAUGGUCUCAAAUUGAGUGUAAUGAAAUAGUAAUUAUAAUUCAAAUUUUAUAGAGUUGGAAAAAUAUAAGUUUCUGCUGAUGCCUUAUGUAAACAUAAAUAAAAUAUCUAUGAACAUAUGGUAAGACAUAAAUCAAAGGAGGCUGAUAUAUUUUUAUUAACUACAAACACAAAACCUAAAGAUUACUUUUAAGUCUUAGAAGAUAAUUUGAAUUAAGGUCCAUUAGUAUAAGAAAAAGAGAAAGAAAUGGAAGCUUUAAAAUUAUAAAAUUAGAUUUUAAAAAAUGAAUUAGAAAUACAUAAAAAUCAAUAAUAAUACAUCCGAGAAUUCUCUAAUAAUCCUCAUAUAGAUUAGGAUAUAAUUAAAAAUAUGGUUAAUGAAAAUCAAUUUAAUAGAAUUAAUACAAGUAAAAAUGAAAGAAGCAAUAGUUAAUUGAGUAUGGAAACUAAAUAAAUAAUGGACUUUUAUAAUGAAAAAUAAUAGACUUCUUCUAUGUAUAAAGAAUAAUUGUAAUUUGGUUGA
Messenger RNA from Paramecium pentaurelia, 765 nucleotides. The record is from the annotation of a GenBank genome assembly. NCBI's taxonomy places the organism in Eukaryota, Ciliophora, Oligohymenophorea, Peniculida, Parameciidae.